Messenger RNA from Pararge aegeria (speckled wood butterfly), 859 nucleotides. RefSeq names its product protein lethal(2)essential for life-like. Gene Ontology annotation, molecular function: protein folding chaperone. The transcript has a single exon. The record is from RefSeq and is a predicted model, not a curated record. Gene Ontology annotation, biological process: protein refolding; response to heat. Bases 56 to 547 code for a protein of 163 amino acids. NCBI's taxonomy places the organism in Eukaryota, Metazoa, Arthropoda, Insecta, Lepidoptera, Nymphalidae.
UCUGGGAGAUAACAGACUAGAGAGCGAAUCAACCAAGACUACGACAAAAAGAAAAAUGUUCGGCCGACAAUUCGACGGUAAAAAGCACCGGAAAUCACAAAAUGAGUUGCGAGCGUUUUACCAAAUCGUUCCAAAGGGCUAUUUCGACAGCAUCGACUCCGAAUUUGGUCGCGUUGCAGAUAUAAUAGAACGCGUAGCCUUGAAGGAAAGUCAUGUGUCCGAUUACAACAAAUUCCAGGUGAAUGUCGACGUGCAGCACUUUAAGCCGGAAGAAAUCUCCGUGAAAGUUCUGGAUGGAUACAUUAUUAUUGAAUGUAAACAUAACGAAAGAGAGGACGCCCACGGCUUUGUAUCCAGGCAUUUCUUGAGAAAGUAUCCGCUGCCGGCAGGUUGUCUACCCGACACUGUGGAGUCCAGUCUUUCCAGCGAUGGCGUGUUGACGGUGACAGCGCCAAGAAUUCUAGCAAUGCCUUCCUCGGGUGAACGGAUUGUGGUCGUAGUCAAGACGGGACCGGUUCGGAAGAAAGAUGGACCAUUCUGGAUGUAAAUUAUAUUUUAGUAUUGCCCCUUCUACUAUUUUAUACUGCAUACAUAAAUUGUUUUUUUUUUUCAAAACUACACUGUUAUAAAAUCUGCUAAAGUUUUUACCUUGUAAUAGUUUAGUAAACUUUUUUUUAUUGUUAAAGACUGAACUGUACUUUACUUCCUGCCUAAGUUAGUUUUAAGAAAUAGGUAGGUUUUUUUUUCGAUAUAUUUUAAUUAAGAAUUUAUAUUAAGUGUAAUAUAAUAUGUAAAAUAUGAUGUAUGUAAAUUGGUAGGUAGGGAUGACCUACCUACAAUAAAUAUUUAAAUUUCAAAA